Molecule: messenger RNA, 1183 nt
Organism: Beta vulgaris subsp. vulgaris (sugar beet)
Lineage: Eukaryota; Viridiplantae; Streptophyta; Magnoliopsida; Caryophyllales; Amaranthaceae
Product: protein trichome birefringence-like 38
Exons: 5
Coding region: 75-1148 (357 amino acids)
Cellular component (GO): Golgi apparatus
Molecular function (GO): O-acetyltransferase activity
Source: RefSeq, a predicted model, not a curated record
UAGCUACGUACAACAUACAACCCAUCAUAUAUUACAUACAUGCCGUAUGCACUAUCUCUUUCUGAUCAGAAGUAAUGGGCAUUCUUUUAAUACUUAUAAUCUUAGCUAUAUCUUCAUGUCAUAUUAGCCUAAAUGAAGCAAACCAUCUUCCUCAACAAAGAAAACGUCAACCUUUAAAACAAUGCAACAUAUAUAAAGGUCAUUGGGCGUGGGAUGCUUCAUAUCCUAUGUAUGAUUCCUCAAAAUGUCCAGACAUUCGCAGAGAAUUCGACUGUCUCAAAUAUGGUCGUACAGAUAAGUAUUAUCUCAAGUACAGGUGGCAGCCAGAUGAUUGUGAUAUUCCCAGGUUUGAUGGGGUGGAUUUCUUAACGAGGAUGAGGGGAAAGAAGAUAAUGUAUGUUGGGGAUUCACUUAGUCUUAACAAUUGGCAGUCAUUAGUAUGCAUGCUUCAUGCUGCUGUACCAAACUCCAAUAUUACACGAGGAUCAAUUGGUGGAAUCAAAUCCUGGAUUUUCGAGGAUUAUAAUGUAUCAGUAAUGAUGUACUCUUCUUUAUUACUGGUUGACAUUGAUAAUGAGCCAAUCGGCCGAGUUUUGAAGCUCAAUUCAGUUAAGCGUAGUGGCAAAGUUUGGAAGGAGAUCGACGUUUUAGUCUUCAAUACUUGGCUUUGGUGGUCUAUCAAGGGCAUUAAGCAACCAUGGGACUAUAUUCAAGAUGGGAUAGAGAUACAAAAGGAUAUGAACCGCAUGGUUGCAUUUGAAAAAGCAUUAAUAACAUGGGCAAAAUGGGUUGAUGCUGAAAUAGAUCCGAACAAGACUAGAGUUCUCUUUCAAGGAAUCAAUCCUACCCAUUACAAUGGAAAGGAGUGGAAUGACACAAGCGCGAUUGGUUGUUCUAAGGAGACGAUGCCUAUAAAAGGAUCAACAUACCCAGGUGGAGAAACCCCAGCAUUAGGAGUUGUGAAACAAGUGCUAAGCAAUAUAUCAAAACCUGUUUAUUUACUUGAUAUCACAACUCUCUCACAAUUAAGAAAAGAUGGGCAUCCAGCAUCUUAUAAUGGUUUUCAAGGAAUGGAUUGCAAUCACUGGUGUGUAGCUGGCCUUCCUGAUACUUGGAAUCAACUAUUAUAUACAACUCUUAUCAUGUGACAUGCAUAUAUAUUAUACCUACGUGAUAUUAUAUA